Messenger RNA from Drosophila ananassae, 1242 nucleotides. RefSeq names its product protein arginine N-methyltransferase 1 (gene Art6). Gene Ontology annotation, molecular function: protein-arginine N-methyltransferase activity. Gene Ontology annotation, biological process: peptidyl-arginine methylation. The transcript has 2 exons. The coding region runs from base 129 to 1175 and encodes 348 amino acids. NCBI's taxonomy places the organism in Eukaryota, Metazoa, Arthropoda, Insecta, Diptera, Drosophilidae. Gene Ontology annotation, cellular component: nucleus. The record is from RefSeq and is a predicted model, not a curated record.
UUCCAAUCACUUUAUUCGAAUGAAGUCGGUUUAAAUAUUAGUUCGUUUUUCGUUUCAAAACAAUCAGGAACUAUUUAAAACUUUUUCUGUUUUUCAUUUCUGUUUUUUCUUUUUUUUUUUUUGUAAUCAUGUCUUGGGACGACAUUUUAUUAACCAAUCAUAAGUCGAUCCCUCAGUCAGUUCUCUUGGAAGGCCGCUACAGUGAAUUCUUUAAUUUCUACAAUAAUUUGGAGACCCACAUCGCGCUGCUAAGAGAUUCCGUUCGAACAGAGGCUUUUCGGGAUGCAAUACUCCAAAAUAGGGAGUUCUUCGAGGGAAAAAUUGUGCUGGAUGUGGGCUGUGGUACAGCAAUCCUCUCCCUCUUUGCCGCCGACGCUGGAGCUAGCAAGGUUAUAGCCGUGGAAAAUACGGAUACUGCAGAUCUUGCCUUGGAAAUCGUAAAGGACAACGACAAGGAGCAUGUGGUGAAGGUGGUCAAGGGCUUGGUGGAGCAACUGAAGCUUCCCGAUGGCAUUGAGAAGGUGGACAUAAUAAUCUCUGAGUGGAUGGGAAACGCUCUUUAUAUGGAGGGUAUGCUGAAUUCGGUGCUUUUUGCCAGGGACAAGUGGCUCAAACCCGGAGGCCUCAUCCUCCCCAGCCUUGCCAAUCUGUGGAUGAUCGGUGCCAGUGACCCCCAUCGCAUGGCCAACCUAAACUUCUGGCGCGACGUCGAGGGUAUAGACAUGAGCUGCCUGAGGAAGCAGUUUUCCCAGGCGCCCACUGUGGACUGCGUGCCCAUCCAGCAGCUGCUCACGGACGAGUGCUGGAUUCACUCCACCCACUUGGACACUGUCCGGAACGAACCAGUGGUCUUCCGCUCGAACUUCGUGCUGAGAGUCCUGCGCCCCGGGGUGAUCAAUGUCCUGGUAUUGUACUUCGACGUGGGAUUCUUUUACGGGGAGAACCAGACCCCCAUAACCCUGUGCACGUCUCCGCGCUCACCCUGGACGCACUGGGAACAGACCCUGCUUCACCUGGACGAGCCUCUGUUUGUCAAAGCCAAUGAUCAGGUGCGUGGCAUCCUGGCCAUGAUGCCGAGCGCUGUGAACGGACGCUGCAUGAACUUUGAACUGAGCAUCAGCUUCCGGGGAGAUCGCACCCGUGUGGAGAGCUUCAAGAGAUUUACCUCGGACUGAUUUUGAGUGGGAAUUAGUGCCAUUGUCGUCCAAAGAUUUACGCAUUAAAACAUAAAGUGACCCGAAA